Molecule: messenger RNA, 749 nt
Organism: Anoplophora glabripennis (Asian longhorned beetle)
Lineage: Eukaryota; Metazoa; Arthropoda; Insecta; Coleoptera; Cerambycidae
Product: adult-specific cuticular protein ACP-20-like
Exons: 3
Coding region: 30-467 (145 amino acids)
Cellular component (GO): extracellular matrix
Source: RefSeq, a predicted model, not a curated record
ACGGCCAUCCUAAAAAAAUAAGCCCAACUAUGCAGUUCUACAUUGUGUGUGCCGCCGCAAUCUUCGCGGCAGUUAACGCUCGACCAGGCGGCGGUUAUGAACAUUACGAUGUAGCAGGCUAUGGCGACGCCGGCGUCGAAGGACAUGCUGGGUUCUCGCUCUAUGAUGGAGGGUACGCCCAGGCUGCCGAGCUAGAUGGGUACGGAGGAAACGAAAUUGGACACGGGGACGGGGGUCACCACGAGGAAUAUGUCGAUUACCAUGCACCAGCCAAGUACCACUACGAUUAUGCUGUCCACGAUCUUCACACUCACGAUAUAAAGUCCCAGUGGGAAACUAGAAAUGGAGAUAAAGUUAAGGGAGAAUAUACUCUUGUUGAACCAGACGGCAACAAAAGGAUUGUCUCCUACACAGCUGACAAACAUAGCGGCUUCAACGCUGUGGUGAAGAACGUGAAAGAUUACUAGCGAAAAUGGUGUAACACUUUUAUUUAUUUAUAGCGUAUUAAAAAUCAGUAUUUUGUUAUUGUUUGUUUAGAAAUGUAGAAAUCGUUUGUUUCACAUUAUCAUCCAUAUCCUUUAGUCUAUGCCAAUUGCCAUACAACAGUAAUCUAUGCGCACAAGUUACAGAUACUCCAACUGUGUUCAUGGUAAUCGUUUUACUUUCUAUGUAUUCUAUUUUUAUUUAUCUCCAUGUAAGCUGUGAGACGAUAUGUAACAGUAUUCUUGUAAAUAAGCUAUACUUUGUAU